Messenger RNA from Talaromyces rugulosus, 939 nucleotides. RefSeq lists its product as uncharacterized. The record is from RefSeq and is a predicted model, not a curated record. Gene Ontology annotation, biological process: secondary metabolite biosynthetic process. NCBI's taxonomy places the organism in Eukaryota, Fungi, Ascomycota, Eurotiomycetes, Eurotiales, Trichocomaceae. The transcript is spliced from 2 exons. The coding region runs from base 1 to 939 and encodes 312 amino acids.
AUGAAAGAGGUCAAUGUUUUGUCGCGAUCUAUCAACAAGAGCGUCAAUCUCUACGCAUUCGAGGAAUAUCUCAGUGCCCAGGCAUCUCUACUGCCAGAUCUACCGGAGAUAAAGAAAAUCUCACCACGGGUAAUCCGCGUGUUGGGCGGGAAUCCCGGGCUCAUGCAACUCCAAGGAACAAAUACGUAUAUUGUUGGUACUGGUUCAAAACGUAUCCUAGUUGACACAGGUCAAGGAAUACCUCAGUGGGCACAAUGGAUAUCAUCUGCCAUUGAAGAACAUGGCAUCACCAUCGAAAAAGUUCUUUUGACUCACUGGCAUGGGGAUCAUACUGGAGGUGUACCAGACCUGGUUAGAAUGUAUCCAGAAUUGGAAGGGUCAAUCUUCAAGAAUAGACCUGAUGCUGGUCAAAACCCCAUUUCCGAUGGCGAGGUGUUCGAGACAGAGGGGGCCACCAUUCGUGCGGUUUUCACUCCCGGGCAUUCCGUCGAUCACAUGUGUUUUCUGCUGGAAGAAGAGGAAGCCUUAUUUACUGGCGACAACAUGCUUGGCCACGGAACUACGGCAGUUGAAGACCUAGCCACGUACAUGAAUAGCCUCUUUGUUAUGCAAAAACAAAACUGCAAGAUCGGCUAUCCAGGUCACGGCGAGGUAAUUGGUGAUUUGAAAUUGGUCAUGCAGACAGAAAUUGGGCGCAAGCAGCGCCGGGAGCGCCAGAUUAUAGCCGGUCUUAAAACACUCCAGAAGCGAAACCAGGGAAGUAUAGGUGCUCUGCCGAGGGAUCUGGUGACGCAAGUGUUUGGAGACUUGCCGGACGAUGUUGUAGACAGCAUUUUCGUACCAUUUGUGAAGGAGCUUUUGAUGAAGCUGGCUAUUGAGAGACGAGUUGGAUUUCGUAUGAGCUUAGGAGAUAAACUUUGGUUCGUCAAGGGUGGUUAA